AUUUUUUUAAAGAAUCCGCAGCGGUCACUUUCCCCACAGAUCUAUCUGACUCCUUCCUCCUCUUCCUCAUCUCCUUCUUCGUCGUCGUCUUCCUCUCCCGCGCGCGCUCGCAAUGCCGCCAACGGAGGCCGACUUUGAUCUCCGGCCGUCCUCCCAGUCCGCCUUCUCGAUCGGGGAGUACACGUUCGCCGAUGCGGGGAAUUUGGAGCAGUGCGCCAAGUACUUGAACCAGACGCUUGUUACCUUCGGGUUUCCAGCUUCUCUCGACUUAUUCGCGAAUGAUCCGGUGUCGAUCGCGAGAACUUGCAAUUGCAUCUACUCUCUGCUUCAGCAGAGGCAGCGCGACAUUGAAUUCAGGGAGUCUGCUAAUGAUCAGAGGCAGAGACUGCUUUCUGACAUAUCGAGGUUAGAGGCCAAAGUCGAAAGAUUAGAGUCACAGCUGCAGGCCAAAGAUAGGGAGAUUGCAACCAUUACCCGGACUGAAGCCAAAGCUACUGCUCAAUUUAAGGCUCAAAUUGAAAAGCUACAACAGGAAAGGGAUGAAUUUCAGAGGAUGGUCAUUGGCAAUCAGCAAGUGAGGACUCAACAGAUCCAUGAGAUGAAGAAAAAAGAAAAGGAAUACAUUAAGUUGCAGGAGAGGCUAAACCAAGUGUUGAUGGAGAAGAAGAAGGAAUCAAAAUCAGGCAUGGAAAUAAUGAAUUUGCUUCAGAAAGAAGGGCGGCAGCGUGGGACUUGGAAUGGGAAGAAGGCCGAUAAUGACUUCUACAAGAAGAUUGUAGAUGCUUAUGAAGCCAAAAACCAAGAGUUGAUGGCUGAAAACAAUGAUUUGAGAGCAUUGCUACGUUCUAUGCAGACGGAUAUGCGUGAUUUUUUUAAUGCUCCAAAUGGACUGACCAAGCAAUCUCAAUCUGUCAAUGGAAGAGGAGAAGCUGAUGUCACCCAAUCUCCACUGGGUGGAAAGACGGAUGUCUUUGACCUCCCUUUGCAUAUGGCCAGAGAUCAAAUAGAAGAAAAUCUUCGGAAUAAAAUGGCUUCAAUUAAGGAGCGGAUGGUCCAAUUGCAAGAUGCUCAGAAAGAAGCAGAAGUUACAAGUGAAGCUACAGAGAGAGAGCUUGAACUUGAAGCUCAACUUGUUGAGGCAAGGAGCAUCAUUCAGGAGCAGGCAUCCAUAAUGUCGAAGCAUCUUGCAAAGUCUGAAAGACCAAGGGAGUCGAUCAUUUCAUCUCCGGAGGGGCGUUAACUUGAAGAAGAGAGUUUGAAAAAUCUCCCGCUUGCAUCAAUGUCAACUUAAGUUGUCGUGGAUGCCCAGAUCUUUCCAGUGACACCAAGGGCUGGGCUGAGCAAAACCCGAACAUGUAUUAUUCCUCUAAAACUAGAUCUGAUUCGGGGUAUCUAUUUAGCAAAAUGUCUUAGGUAGUGUAUCGAUGCCAUACUCUUUCAAUAUGUAAUGCUUCAUCUUGGACAAGUUAUUUUGCGUGAUAUAAGCUUGGUGAAUAUUCAUCAUCGUUACUCUUUC
Messenger RNA from Punica granatum (pomegranate), 1516 nucleotides. The record is from RefSeq and is a predicted model, not a curated record. NCBI's taxonomy places the organism in Eukaryota, Viridiplantae, Streptophyta, Magnoliopsida, Myrtales, Lythraceae.